AUGGCGCCGUUGUUUUCAAUAUUCGGUUCUGAUAAAUAUAUCGAUAAUUGGAUUAAAGAAGCAGACCUCGUGAAUUAUAAUAUGAAGGAAUAUCAAAGUCCCAUAAGAAUGAGAGUAUCAAAGGAAUCGGAUUCGAAGGAUGUAGUGAGAAGAAUGGAUAAAUACAAGCCUUUGGAUAACAAAAGAGGCGAUUUGUAUGUCCUAAUUCCUGGCCAUAAAAAAGAGAAGCGCCCUGGUCUUUUCGGUGGUGGUGUAACCGAGCACAAAGGUGCUCGAACUACAAAAACUCCUCAGGAGCUGGGCAAAAAUCUAAACAUGCCUAUUAAUUUGAAUUUUGGAGAGCAAAUUAUCAAUAUCAGUGUUGAAGAUGGAGAACCUGAUACGUAUCAAGGAUCCAGAAGUCGUGGUGACGGUAGCAAGGAGAAACAUAGACCUCAUCGGCAUCGGAGAAGCAACGAUUCUCAAGACAACAGAUACACCUCUCCCAAUCGUCAAAGAGAUGGACAUGGUCGAGACAGACGUAGAGACCAGUCUCGUGAUACCCUUCCUGGAAAAGAAAAUGAGAAUAGCAGAUCUGAAAAUCGAAGAAAGAGACCUGAGCUCGACUCGAGAGAAAAAACGCAUGGCCGUACAAAGCAUAGAGAGGAUAAUUCGGAGUCUGAAGAUUCUGGGACAGAAAUUUCUAGACCCUCUAGAAGAGCGCCGACUGUAAAUAAAGAAAUAACCGAAGAAGAUCUUCCAGAAAUAGAUGCGAUUUCUCUUGCAUCUUCUCAAAAACCACCCAUUGAGAAGGCGUUCUCUGUAAAAAGCUCUAUACAGGGACAUAGGUCCAGAAAUAGCUCUGAACGAGGAAUACCUUUAGAUGAUUUUCCAAAAACAAAAACAUCUUCUCUUGUAUCUUCUCAUGGAACAUCUACCGGAAGAAAGUCCUCUACAAAAGACUCUAAACAAGAUACACCUUUAAAACAUAUUCCAGAAAUAGAUGCACGUUCUAUCACACCUUCUCAAAAUCCACACACUGCGAAGAUGUCCUCUAUUAAAGGGCCUGUAUCAGAACAUGAGUCCAGAGAUAGCUCUGAACGAGGAACACUUUUAGAAGAUUUUCCAGGAACAGUUGCAUCUUCUCGAAAAACAUUCACUGGGAGCAGUCACUCUUUAAGAGCUCCAUCUACAACGGCGCAAUCUAGAACAUCUAAGAAGAAUGACACCUUACCUCCUAGCUUGUACAAUCUAACCAAAAAAAAUAAGGAUCUUUUAGAUGAGGAGGCUUCUCAGGAUGGUCGUAAUUCGACCUCAAGCCAACAUUCAAAACCCAAAUCUCAAGAGGUUUUUCAAGAAAAUCGUGAUAGACGACGCUUGGAAAGAAAAAACGGCCUUUCUCAUACCGUAUAG
Molecule: messenger RNA, 1392 nt
Organism: Botrytis fragariae
Lineage: Eukaryota; Fungi; Ascomycota; Leotiomycetes; Helotiales; Sclerotiniaceae
Product: putative dynamin family protein
Exons: 2
Coding region: 1-1392 (463 amino acids)
Source: RefSeq, a predicted model, not a curated record